Phacochoerus africanus (Common warthog) is the source of this 3274-nucleotide messenger RNA. RefSeq names its product golgi SNAP receptor complex member 2 (gene GOSR2). NCBI's taxonomy places the organism in Eukaryota, Metazoa, Chordata, Mammalia, Artiodactyla, Suidae. Gene Ontology annotation, cellular component: ER to Golgi transport vesicle membrane; SNARE complex; Golgi apparatus. The coding region runs from base 66 to 704 and encodes 212 amino acids. The record is from RefSeq and is a predicted model, not a curated record. Gene Ontology annotation, molecular function: SNARE binding; SNAP receptor activity. Gene Ontology annotation, biological process: intra-Golgi vesicle-mediated transport; vesicle fusion. The transcript has 6 exons.
GCGGAAGUGGGGCCGUGGGGACGUGUUCCGAGGAAGCCGGAGCGGGACCCGGCGGGCCCGGCAACAUGGAGCCGCUGUACCAGCAAACGCACAAGCAGGUCCACGAGAUCCAGUCUCACAUGGGACGCCUGGAGACGGCAGACAAGCAGUCUGUGCACCUAGUAGAAAACGAAAUCCAAGCAAGCAUAGACCAGAUAUUCAGCCAUCUAGAGCGUCUGGAGAUUUUGUCCAGCAAGGAGCCCCCUAACAAAAGACAGAAUGCCAAACUUCGUGUCGACCAGUUAAAGUAUGAUGUCCAGCACCUGCAGACUGCUCUCAGGAACUUCCAGCAGCGACGAUACACAAGGGAGCAGCAAGAGAGACAGCGAGAGGAGCUUCUGUCCCGCACCUUCACCACGAAUGACUCUGACACCACCAUACCAAUGGAUGAAUCACUGCAGUUUAACUCCUCCCUCCAGAAAAUUCACCACGGCAUGGAUGACCUCAUUGGAGGCGGGCACAGUAUUCUGGAGGGACUGAGGGCCCAGAGACUGACCUUGAAGGGGACGCAGAAGAAGAUCCUCGACAUCGCCAACAUGCUGGGCCUGUCCAACACGGUGAUGCGGCUCAUUGAGAAGCGGGCUUUCCAGGACAAGUACUUCAUGAUCGGUGGGAUGCUGCUCACCUGUGUGGUCAUGUUCCUCGCGGUGCAGUACCUGACCUGAGCCAGCCGGGCCCAGCGGCUGGACCGGGCUCCUGCUGCGGGAGAGCGUGUGUGAGUGUGUGCGCGAGAGAGGAGGGGGGCCCAGGGGCUGCCUGGCGAAGCGUUUGCCCGUCUUAACUGUGACGACCGCUCGGAAAUAAUUGUGAUUUGUAACCUGGCGGGGGAUUCAGACCUGCUCUCUUUUCUGUGACGUCUCGGAGGGGAAGCUCCUGCUACCCAGAUGCGCGGUGCUUAGGAAAUGAAUGGAGUACCUGUCCUCUCCCUCUCCCGCUCGCUGUCACUCUCACUGGGGGCAGGAAGCGACGGAAGGGUAAGGGAGGGAAAGGGGAGGAAGAGAAUGGCUUUGCUGGUUUUGUCCUCAGAGCAGCGGUGUGCCCGGGAGGCAAAGAGAGGAGGGGGAAGAGGCCUUCUUUUCCUGCAGCCGGUAUAGUGGUGGACUCACUUGCUCCUGCUCCUAGCCCUCCCGUCUCCAAAACAUGACCCUCGGAUGACUGACUGCUACCCCCAAAGCAGCCACCUAGAGGAAACAGGCAUUGGCGCUGUUGCUGACAGCGAGUAAGAUUUUCCACAUUACAGUUGUUGGGUGUUUCUCCUUUCUGAAGUGAGGGCGCUCUUACUCCCCGGGAGUGGUCAGUCUUGAGACUGGAGACCCUGGUCACCAUUUUUUUUUCCCCAGUAGUUAAUAGAAUGAUUGGUUUUUACGGUUCCGAGACCGCAGCCCCGGCUUUGGUGGGCUUUUGCCCCUUAGGUAGCAGCUGUGGGCAAAGGUUAGUGAUUUGUCCAUUACAGUUUCAUCUCUAGCUUUAGCAUCUCUAGUUAAUAAUUAAUUAAUUAAGGGCUCUCUUCCUUUCCUUGAAAUAUAUUAGCAACUGCCAGCCAAUCCCCCGUUCUGCCUAGCCAGUAUGGGCUGAUGCCACCCUAGAGACGUAUGUCCCUGGUGUGUAUGUCCUUGUGAGACUUUUCAGGGACCAGGACCUUUUUCCUUCUCUGACCAACCCUGGAUUAAGGCUGUACCAAUAUGUGGCGUAUUGUGGAGUUUAUUGUAAAGCCAGUCUGUUUAAAGAGACUAGUCACUGAGAGUACCAGAAAGACCUGGUUAGCAGGUUUUUUUCAUCUGUCACAGGCCCUACCAGCCCUAGGCUCAGUAAUCUAGUGGCAGGACAUAAAGUGACACUCAGAAUUCCCCAGAGGAACUGUAAACCUGGUCAGUAUUAAGCCCUCCUUUGAUUGUCUUGCCCUGCCGACUCCCAGUCUUGGUUUCCUGUCCUUUGAGCUGUCUCCGUUGUCUUUCCCUUUUAUCUGCGUGUGCUCUGCCAUCUCCCGUAUUUACCUCCCACCUGUCUCUGUAGCAGUGUUGGUCUUUUCGGGCACAUCUGUGACAUUGAUCCUUUUCGGGGAAAUGUUUCUUAAUUGUCACAGAUUUUUAACGUGCAUUUCCUGAGUGCUGAUUUCAUACUUUUGGUGGGAUCUCCAUUGUUCCUACUCAUCUGGGCUAAACAGGGGCCCCGUGGGUUUCCGAGGAAAGAAGAGGACUCUGUUUCCCCUUCACAGAAGGACUGAGGGCCCUGCAGGAGUGAAAACUGGCCUGGUGGGUGGACAGAGUGGUGGAAGCAUCAAAACCCGGCUCUGACUUUGGGAGGCCCAGUUUGAAAUAUCCCCCACACCCAGCACCCCUGCCACCCCAGGGACCCAGCUCAGGUCUUUCCUGUCCGUAAGAUGGGUUUUUAAACUGUGCAGUCUUGGCUGGGAGCCUGGGCACCCGAGGACCCCUCCAGCCAGCGCACUUUGGAAGAAGAUGUGCAAGGAGCAGAAGAGCCAUUUGGACUUGAACUCUGGGGAGGCAGAAACUCCCCCACCCUCUGCUCUCUGUUGGCUGAUGUGACAUCUGUUUGUAAUGUACACGAGUGUAUUUCCACACUUGCCUUUACAGUGAUUUUUGGCCUUGAUGAACCAGAAGUCAGACCUUCAUGCUGCACUGUCAGAGCCAUUUUCCCUACUUUGUAAUAAAAAUCAAGGAGGCAGUUUGUGGGUCUUUACCACCCAAGGCUAAGGAACAGCAGCCACAGUAUGUCUGGAGACCCUGGGGCGCCCCUCCUGUCACCGUGUGAUCGCCUUUCCUUCCCCUUGUUGGCCUUCAGUUGUCUUGGGCUGGUCUUAGGUGCUUCUGUGUCCACAGUCCUGUGUAUAGGGAAGGGUCCAGGCCGGGGAGGGAGCGCCCUCUAGAGGAGAUGGGGUGAAUUCUUAGGUGGAGCUGGUGCAAGAAUCUCCAGGCGCAGCCUGUGCCACCUUGUGCAGGAUUUUGGUGUGCCUGUUGUGUUUGAAGACAGGUGGAUUGACAGGGAGCCUGGGAAUAGCUUCCUUAUGUUUACUCCGGGUGUGACCACCUUAAGAAAAGUCAAACUCAAAGACCAAAGAAGGAGGAGGGUCUUGAUCUUUACAGAAGGCUUCACUGCUGGGUUUUUUCCCCUAAAUCCUUUUGCCUGAUGAAUUCAGAUGGGUUUGACGCACAAAUUUGGCUUUACACUCAUUGUUUUUGAAACACAUCAGUUGAAUAAAGUUGCGGCUUUUUUA